Messenger RNA from Rhododendron vialii, 1782 nucleotides. RefSeq names its product cytochrome P450 710A11-like. Gene Ontology annotation, biological process: sterol metabolic process. NCBI's taxonomy places the organism in Eukaryota, Viridiplantae, Streptophyta, Magnoliopsida, Ericales, Ericaceae. Bases 456 to 1625 code for a protein of 389 amino acids. The record is from RefSeq and is a predicted model, not a curated record. Gene Ontology annotation, molecular function: heme binding; monooxygenase activity; oxidoreductase activity, acting on paired donors, with incorporation or reduction of molecular oxygen. The transcript is spliced from 2 exons.
GUCAUAAUAUCUCCUCCUUUCUAUAAUCGCCUCCUCCUGAUCCAGGAUUUGGUCUCUCCAUUGCCUCCGGUCCCCACACACACACGCACUUUCUCUCACCCUUUCUCCUCUCUCGAAAGUGAAAAAUGGACUCAUGAUCAUCAAUCUGGUCAUCACUCUCAUGGUACCUCGUCCCUCUACUACUCCUCCUCCUCCUGGUCCUCCUCGAACAGAUUUUCUACUUAAAGAAGAAGGGCACACUCCCGGGCCCCUCACUAGUAUUCCCCUUCCUGGGCAACGUCGUACCGCUCGUCCGGAACCCCACCCGCUUCUGGGAAACCCAGUCGGACUUGGCCCAGACCUCCCCCCUCGGCGUCUCCGCCAACUACAUCAUCGGCAAGUUCGUCGUCUUCAUACGCUCCACUGACCUCUCCCAUAAGGUCUUCGCCAACGUCCGGUCCGAUGCCUUCCACCUCAUGAUCCACCCCUUGGGCUGGAAGUUCUUCGGCGACCACAACGUCAUUUACAAGUUCGGCCAGGACCACAAGGACCUCCGCCGACUUCUCGCUCCCAACUUCACCCCAAGGGCCCUCUCCGUCUACGUUUCCAUCCAGCAGAGGAUCGUCGCCGAGCACCUGGAGCGCUGGCUGCGGCUGUCGAACGGGACGCCGAUCUGUCUCCGGCGGUUGUGUCGCGACAUGAACCUGGACGCGUCGCAGAACGUGUUCUUCGGGCCGUAUUUGUCGGGGGAGUCGAAGGAGAGGUUCAACUUCGACUAUAAAUUGUUUAAUGUGGGGUUGAUAAAGCUCCCGAUUGAGCUGCCGGGGUUCGCAUUUCGGAAGGCGAGGUUGGCAGCGAAGAGGCUCGCUGAGACACUAGGUGUUUGUGCCGAGGAGAGCAAGAAGAAGAUGAAGAAUGGCGGUGAGCCUACUUGCUUGAUCGAUUUCUGGAUGCAGGGCAUUGUAAGAGAAACCGAAGUGGCGGUUGAAUCUGAAAUUCCGCCACCACAGCGCACAAGUACCGCUGAGAUUGGCAGCCACCUGUUCGAUUUGCUAUUUGCCUCACAGGACGCUUUCACAUCAUCGCUACUAUGGGCGGUGGUGCUCCUCGAUUCCCACCAGGAGAUCCUUGCGAAGGUCCGCCGUGAAGUUGCCUCGAUUUGGUCGCCUGAAUCGAGCCCCUCGAUCACGGUGGAUCAGUUGCGGGAGAUGAAGUACACCGAGGCAGUGGCAUGUGAAGUGUUAAGAAUACGUGCGCCAGCCACUUUAGUAUCUCAUGUGGCUGCCAAGGAUUUUCCGUUAACGGAUACAUACACCAUUCCAAAAGGAGCGAUUGUUUAUCCAUCGGUUUAUGAGUCUUCAUUUCAAGGUUUUGUUGAACCAUACCUGUUCGACCCAGACCGGUUCAUGGACGAAAGGCAGGAGAACCGAGUGUAUAAAAAGAACUAUCUAGUAUUCGGAGCGGGGCCACACCAAUGUGUGGGCCAGAGGUAUGCUAUCAACAAUCUAGUGUUGUUCAUCGCCAUGUUCACAUCGUUGAUGGAUUUCAAGCGGCACAGAACGGAUGGCUGUGAUGAGAUCAUUUAUGUCCCCACCAUUUGUCCCAAGGACCAUUGCAAAGUCUCUCUCAUCCAGCGGUGUGCGUAGUAUUCCGCCCAUUCAUGAUUUAGCCCAAAUAUGGUAUACCUUUUCAACGGCUCCGACUAUUUGAGUGAAACUCCGAGAUGGAUCCACACAAUCGGGUGUAACCAAAUGGUGUACCUAACUUAAAUAGAGGUCCUAUCCUACAUUGAUACUUAAGUCC